Messenger RNA from Doryrhamphus excisus (bluestripe pipefish), 1713 nucleotides. RefSeq names its product interferon regulatory factor 2b (gene irf2b). Gene Ontology annotation, molecular function: DNA-binding transcription factor activity, RNA polymerase II-specific; RNA polymerase II cis-regulatory region sequence-specific DNA binding. Gene Ontology annotation, biological process: immune system process; regulation of transcription by RNA polymerase II. Lineage: Eukaryota; Metazoa; Chordata; Actinopteri; Syngnathiformes; Syngnathidae. Gene Ontology annotation, cellular component: nucleus. The record is from RefSeq and is a predicted model, not a curated record.
CCACACACUUCCGCGCCGCGGCUCGAGAGAGUCCACAGAGGUAGGAGGGGGAUUUCCAGCUCCAGCCCCCACUUCCCCACCUCUCCGUCUUGUUUUGCUUUCGCUCUGGACCAGAAACAGAACCGAACACCGCUCUCGCUUUCCCCUUUUCGAGCCACAUUACACGUUUAAAUCUUCCACUGUCACCGUGUUAUUCUGACAGAAGCUCCAAGCUGUCCAAAGUCACAGAGCCCACAAUGCCAGUCGAUAGAAUGAGGAUGCGGCCGUGGUUGGAGGAACAGAUCAACUCCUGUCAGAUACCGGGGGUGAAAUGGGUGAACAAAGAAAAAAGAAUCUUCCAGAUUCCGUGGAUGCAUGCUGCUCGGCAUGGCUGGGACUUGGAGAAAGAUGCUCCGCUCUUCAUGAGAUGGGCGAUACACACAGGCAAAUACCAGCCAGGAAAAGACCGACAGGAUCCAAAGACUUGGAAGGCAAAUUUCCGCUGUGCCAUGAACAGCUUGCCUGACAUCGAGGAGGUGAAGGACAAAAGCAACAAAAAGGGAACGAAUGCCUUCAGAGUGUACAAGAUGCUAUCUUCUUCAGAAAAAUGUAUGAAGAAAGGAAAGAAGAAGCCAGAGAAGGAGAGUAAACCCAAGGGAAAUAAAGAGGUAGCCUCUCCAUCUUUUGGGCAGACUCCUCCUUUCCUCCAUGAGGGAACGAUUGUGGGCAUCAAAGAGGAACCACAGGAUGAAGUAGAGAUGCCCGACACAACGAAAGCCAUUCCUAAUUGUGUCGAAGGUCACGUGAUUGCAAGCGAGCAGCUGCCGUUUGUCUGUCAGACCAUCGAAGUGACGACGGAGAACGAGGAGGAGACCGUUAGCUCCUCCCACUCGUACCCUCUUCAAAUCUCUCCUGUGUCUUCAUAUAGCGCUAGUGACACAGACAGCGACUUUGACGACACAGAACAGGGCGUCGUUGGUGCAGCCUGGAGGCGGGACCACGGCAGGUCGAUUCUCAAGGUGUCACCAUAUUCUCUUCCCGGCAUGGCCACCUUUGUCCGAGGAAACAAGCCCUUCAGAAUCACCACCACACGAGACCCCAACCCUCUCAUUAGUUACCAUAGCAACAGCUGGAUGACGCCUUACAGCCAGAACUCUGUCACGUCUUCCAUACCCAACCACAUGCACGAGAUGCGGGCCAGCGUCAUCAUGAAAACAUCAGACGUCACGUCCUCCUAACCUCAGGACGAUGAGUGCAAAGGCAAAGUUUUUCUUACCGAGAAGCCAUUCAAGAUCAAUUUGACUUAUCUGCUAAUUGGCAGUCAUGUUGCCAUAUUGCGUACUUUCUGCGUCCUCAUGACAAAAAUGGGGGCCGUCUGAAUUUGUCAUUGUUCAUUUAGAAAAUAUGUGUGCUUUUUCUGGUGCAUUUUGGCUUACUUUGCAUUGGAGCUGGGGUAGCUGCUUGGUGGUGUUAGCAAAUCAGUGUAUAAAUCAUAAUUAUAAGAAUCAUUUUAUUAAAUACAAGACAAAAAAAAAAUCAUGAUACCUUAAUAGAUGCUUAAUUCGUGGCCAAAAUAAACCCCUCCCAUUUCCUAACAAAACAGACACUCACACACAGACAUUAAAGAGUUAACCCUCCUCUUGCGUUAGGGUUGGCAUUUUAAUUUUACAUUUUAAUGCAUAAAAAGAAUCACAUUUGUUUAUUGCAUCAAGGCUUUUUGACUUGGUCAAGAAA